AAUAAAAACUUGUCUUAAGAAAAGUAGAAGUUAUAUUUUAUUAAGUAAAAUAGAUAUUGUCUUUUUUAAAAAUGAAAAUAUUUCUAUUAUAUUUGUAUAAUGUUCUAUGAUUUGUGAAAGUGAAUUCGUGGUUAUGUGAAGAGUGUCAGUUUUCAUUGUGUUCAAGAAAAAAGUGAAUUAGUGAAAUUAAAACAAUUCUGCUAGCAAUUUUUUUUUAAGUUGCUAUAAAAGCAAUUGAAUGCCACCGUGGACUCUGUGAAAGUUAAAAAUGGCUAAUGCCGGAACAGCAACUCCUUUGGAAAUUGACGAAUUUAUAAAUGGAGCUUUAGUAACAUGGUUGGAAUCAUGUUUGCCCCGUCCAGAAGUAUUAACUGGUUAUUCCUCCUUGUUGGAUGGCAAUAUUAUCCAUAGUGUGUGGUUGCAAAUAGACCCAGAACCUCAGAACCACCCAACUGAUGUACGUGAUUUAAUCGGGGUAUCAUUAUGUAUAGCGCGAUCAAAAAACUUCGAAUGCAUCGCACGCAAUUUGAAAUCACUUUUUGAAGAAGAAUUAGAACAUACCAUUCUAGUUCUUCCCGACGUCUAUAUCCUAGGCUACCAUCCUGAAUCUAAACAAGGCUUGGAGCAGAUGAAAAUUUUGUUAACACUGUUGUUAGGUGCUGCAGUGCAGUGUCCUAAUCGCGAAGCCUUCAUUGGACGCAUUAAAAUGUUGGACGUUGAAACGCAACAUGCAAUUGUUGGAUUGAUAAAACAAGUUACAGAAGACCAAAGUCUCGUUCUAACAAAGGAAUCUGUAAAUUUGCUAACCCCUGUAAACAUGUACAAUCAUAUAUUGCGGCUGACAAAAGAACGUGACAAUAUGUAUCUGCGCUGGAUUGCUUCAAUGUGCGCGGAUACGGAUUUAAAUAUGACUGCCUGUGCAGAUGGUUCAUUGAACAUGCCAUUAUCACCAUUAUCAUGUACGUUAACCACACCCUGUUUAUCAUCUUCCAACUCCGAAAAUAACCACAUGGCAGUAGAACUUGCAGAUUUGAAAUCAAAAAUUCGCAAAUUGCGACAGGAAUUAGAGGAGAAAUCUGAAAAUCAACUUGAAUUGCGAGAGGAGCUCGAUCAUAAAAGUGCUCAAUAUGAAAAAUUAAGAGCUGAGAGUCAAGAAUGGUAUGCAGAGGCAAAACGGGCGUAUGCAUACCGCGAUGAAGUUGAUGUCUUAAGGGAGCGAGCUGAACGCGCUGAUCGUUUGGAAAUUGAAGUUCAAAAAUUCCGCGAAAAGUUAACAGACGCAGAAUUCUAUAAGACACGUGUUGAGGAGUUACGCGAAGAUAAUCGAAUGCUUUUAGAAACUAAGGAGAUGCUAGAAGAUCAGCUGCAAAGAGCGCGGAAACGUUCAGAGCACGUCAUGACUUUGGAAUCUGAAAUUAUAAAAUAUAAACAGAAACUAAACGAUAUGGCUUUGGAGAGAAACGUUGAUCGUUCCAAGUUAGAAGAAUUGUUGGAGGAAAACACCCAAUUACAGUUGGCCGCAAAAACACUGAACACUACUCAAAGGCUUGAUAGCGCAUAUUCCGAUAACGAGGACGAAUGUAAUUCAGGGGAUAAUAGUUUAUCAGAGCAACUAACCAAUGAUGCGCAGACACGAAUUUUAAAAUUGGAAUUGAAGAAUAAACAAUUAGCUGCUGCGUUGGAGCAACUAAAAGAAAACUCAUUCCAUGAGUCUACGAACAAAAUUCUUGAGCUUGAAAAGGAUAAAAAGAAGCUUUCUUUGAAAGUUGAGCAGAUGCAAGAAAACAUCCAACGUUUAACACAACAGAAUACUGCUUUAGAAGAGGUAUUUAAAAGUGCGUUAGAAGAGAAUAAAAAACUGCAAGAUACAAUGGACGACCGACAAAAGUCAUAUGAACGACAAAGCCAAGAACGCGAAUUAGAACGUAAUAAGUUGUUGGACGUGGAACAGCAUGUAGAAACUUUAAAUAAAGAGAAACAACGUUUACAAACACUUAACGAAAGUAUACAACGUCGCGCUGAUGAUUUAGAUCGUUUGCUGGACACUCGCACAAAAGAAAUUCAUCAGCUAACGGAGCGUUCACAAGGAGUGAGUAAGUUGAAAGAAAAUGUAUAUGACUUGGAAGCGAAGCUAUGUGCUUGUGAACGAGAAAAUAACAGUCUUUUGAAGGAGGUGGCAAAAUUGAAGGAGAAUACCGAAGGCAAAUCAGUUCAAUUAGACGAGUCGACAGCAAAGCUUGAAGCGCAAACCAAAGAGAUUGAUCGUCUUACAAAGGAACUAACUAAAGUUGAGCAAACUCAGCUAAGAGCCAUAGAACUGGAAAAACAAAAUCAAGAAUUAAUGACUCAGCGUGAAAUUGAUUCAGAUACAAUACUGACACUUCGCAAUGAUUUAGUAUCUGGUACAUUAGCAACAAAUAAAGUGCGUCAAAACUUAGAGAAAUUAGGUUUAACAGAUAGUGGCCAUACCGACGAUAAUGGCGAAUUGAAUGUAGAAACUGUAGUUGAAAAGUUAGUACGCAAUCCCGAAACUUUUAAGACAGUUCGUGAAAUUAUGUUGAAUGUAUCGAAAGAGCAACACCAAAACGAAAACACAAAAUCUGAUAUAUGUGUGCUGUGUCAUCGCAAGGAAAUCUACACUGUGGAAAAAAAUAUUGAGCUGUCCAAUAAUGAGCCACAGGAGCUAAGCUUCGAACACAAGGUUACCUUAACUGCACCAACCGGGCGUGAUCGCAUCGAAAUUUUGCGACUUAAGGAAGCCAACACUGAGCUAAGCGCACUCAACACAAGCCUUCAAUCAGUAAAUGUUCAACUGGAGGCAGAAAAGGCGCGCCUCGAUGUAGACGUGGUGACAUUGAGUUCACAAAUAUCCACGCUGAACACACAGUUAGUCGCAUUACAAGUAGCUAAUUCACAGCUUGCCUCUGAUAAGGAUCAACUGUUGAAGCAAAGCGAGUCCAUUAAACAAGAAAAUAAAAACGUACAACAUGAUUUAAUGGCAUUGCGAACUUUGCAUGAUCAGCUUUCAACAGAAUAUGAAUCACUUGCCGCUGACAAAGAGCAACUCAAGCUGCUGCAGCGCGAUUCCCGAAACGAAGCACGCGAAUUACGAGAACAUAUCUCGAAUUUAGAAAAUCGUAUAGCAGAUUUAACGAAGGAUAAUGCUAAAUUGAAGAGCUAUGAAAACGAUUUAACAAUAUUGCGAACAGAACAUUCCAAGCUGACAGAUGAUUUUCGAAAUUUGUUCCGUUUCAAAAACGAGUAUAAGAAUAUUCAGGAACAAUAUAAAAUGAUACGCCCAGAAAAUAAUAAGUUAAAGAAACAAAUUGCCGAGCUGUUACGAGAGCUAGAUGCCAAAAACGACCACAUAAAAACCAUGGAAAGUGAUGCUGCUUACUAUGCCCAACAAUGUGAAGUAUUACUUCAAACAAAUGCACAUCUGGACAUAGACCGAAAAACUUUAAUGGACAAUGUUUCGCAAUUGCUGACGCAAUAUCACGAGCUGCUUUCACAUUCGCUGGAGGAUAAACAGCAUUUCCGAGAGGAAGAGAAAAGUUAUACAGAGCGUCUGCAUAAUUUGAGCCGUCAAAAAGAAAAAUUGGAGGAGAAAAUAAUGGAACAUUACAAAAAGCCAGAAACUGUUUUGCCAAAAAAGAAACCUUUCGCAAGCAGUAUUGUGCGACGUGUAAAGAAAGCCGGAUCUGACUUUAUAAAUAAGGUGCCAACAAGUCGAAAUCGCCGUUCAUGGGUGGAUGACUCACGGCUUAAUCAGUCGCAAUUCGUGGUUGGCUCUGAAUCAGGUGGUAAUGAUUCUGACAAUAGCAUAGAAGAACCAAUGUCCAUUGAAUCUGAUUCUCACUUGCUUCAACGCAACUUGGCUAUACGGCAAAGUUUGCAACGAGACCUAAUUGAUAGCACACUUUCCCGCGGCGGAAUACGAAGCAGUUUGCAAUCACAAAAGCGAACGGAUUUGAAUAGUUCUCGAAGAAAUAGCGUCCACGGUCUUGAAGCGCCAGAUGUGACAGGUAGCAGUUUAACACUGGGCACAGCCGGUUCCCGGCGCACAGUUUAUUUAAUCGAUGAGCACCAAAAAAUACCCGAAACAAACAGUACUUGUAGUGAAGUUGGUGGCAGUGGUGAAAUGUCGAACUCGCAUUGCGUUUUAAACUCAAGCGCCUGUUCUACAUCUACAACUUUGACAGGUGCCGGCACCGUAGGUGACGCAUAUAUGUCGGCAGAUAUGGGUAUUGGUGGUACUGGAGUAGGCAUUGCCGAACCUCAGACGCCUUCAAAUUUGUCAUCCGUUCCAAAUAACGAUAAUCCGACUACAUUCCUUAUGUACAACCGCAUCAAUACAACGAUCGGUAAUGCUAAUCCGGAGUGCAACAUGCCACCGGGCACAUCACGUGAUUCACCUAUAACAAGUAAUAAUUCAACACCAAUGACAACCACAAAUGCAACACAGGAAGAUAAAUCACUACGAAAACGUACUGACGAUAAAAGUAACAGUAUUUGGUACGAGUAUGGAUGUGUUUAGAUAAUAGACAUCUGGAAUAUGUAGUUCGCUCUUAUCAUACCCAAAAACGUAUUGCGUAUAUAAAUUUAAAAUACAUGAAAAGCAAAUUAGAUAGGCCAAUGUUUUCGAAAAUAUUUAAAGCCUUUAGUAAAUUUGAAAGUUGCAUCGAGUUUAGCAACUAUGCAAUAGCAGAGCAAUUUCCACAACUCGUUUGGAAAAUCCUAUAAACAUAAGUCAGUACAUUUCCUCUUAACAUACCACUGCCAUUUUGGUAAAAUAAUUCUAAUUUAUUCGAAUUUAAAGGAGGCUCUUCAUUUUUAUCAUGCUAGAUUUUCGUUAAAUGCACCUCUACAUUCAUGUGAUUGACCCAAAUAAAUAGUACUUCCAAAAAACCAUGCUUUCCAUUUCAAAAUAUUUAUACGAUUUUUCUUAUUACUCUGAUUGUGAUUAUAUUCGCAUAGUUAUAUAUAAUGGUCCUACAAUGCGCACAAUUUUAUUUACCACUUAUAUACAUAUAUGUAUACAUAAUGGAGCUCGAAUAGUCACUGCUGGAAAUAAAGUAAAUAUUUUAUGAAUUUUCUUCCAAAUAUACACAACGAAAGAGUUACACAACAUUAAUAUAUUUUACUCUAGUAUAGCGCUUACUUAAUAAAAAAUCGAUUCCGUAACUAUAAAUGCACACAUUUUCUAGUUUAUAGAAAUCAUUAUUACAUCUAAUACAGCAAUAAAUGCUUACACAUGUUGCAAGUUUUCGAAAUACCACAUUUGCCUUUAUCUACUAUAGAAAUUAUGAGUAUUAUAUACAUACAUAAAGGAUAAAUUUAAAACUAUACGGGCGAUCGAUGCUUCGGUCACUCAUGCUUUGGCUAAAAUAAAAGCAUUUCCUCACAAUUGAAUACAAAAAUACUUGUUAAGCUGACUAUAAUAUUAUAUAUAUAUCAUAUAUAAAUCGUCCUAUAUACUUACUAUAUUUUUUAUAAGUAUUUACUUUUUGUAAAUCGCCUUUUUUAAAUUAAUAUAUACUUUACAAACAUAAUAAACACACAAUCUUUGAAUAAAAAUGACUUUCGAAUGGAAA
Messenger RNA from Bactrocera neohumeralis, 5594 nucleotides. It is a transcript of the gene Girdin, whose product is annotated as girdin. Bases 269 to 4537 code for a protein of 1422 amino acids. The transcript is spliced from 13 exons. Gene Ontology annotation, biological process: cytoplasmic microtubule organization; cytoskeleton-dependent intracellular transport. Lineage: Eukaryota; Metazoa; Arthropoda; Insecta; Diptera; Tephritidae. Gene Ontology annotation, cellular component: cytoplasm; centrosome. Gene Ontology annotation, molecular function: microtubule binding; dynein light intermediate chain binding. The record is from RefSeq and is a predicted model, not a curated record.